CAGCAACUUGAACUCAUUGGGCGAACGCCGCACCUCCCCAGCAGCUUCCGCGUGACCGAGUACUGUCGACCUCAGGCGAAGUUCAAACUUGGGCGGUGGUGAUUCAUGAACCUGUCACGGUGCUCUGGUAUGCCAAUCUCAUACGCAGCACAGGACCAUUGGCAUUGGCAUGGCCCCGCGUCGCCGUGAAGUUGGCUCAUCUCUUCAGCAUCAGGCUCUCAUGUGCUUGUUUGGCCCGGGUGAACUCUUUGCCCAGAGCUUUUGUACGUGCCAGACCAGCUGGGGAACCUACCGGGGAUUCAGGUGGAGCAGUGCGCAAACACGGAGUGGCGGUACAUAAAGAAUGGCUUCGCUGUCGACAUCAGGUCAGUCGAUUGCAAUGCCAGUGAUGAGUUCGGAAACGUCAGAUAGCAAGGAUGCCCAUCGCGAGUCCAUCAGCGACGCCCAUAGUGGGCAUGAAAAUGUUGGAGUGCCGUGCUCCUCCGGGGAGCUGUCCUCGGCUCCAGGGUCCCCUGCUGCCAAGGAGGUGGCCUGGAGCGAGGAGGAGGAGGAGGAGGAGGAGAAGGUGUGCAGAGUAUGCUGCUGCCAAGAACCGGAUCCCGCGGGUGAGGAGGCGCUGGCUGUGCUCGAGAUCACUAGCCACAUCCCCCUCCUAGAAGAGCAAUUCGAGGAGGCAAGGCGUAGACGGAGCUUGAGUCGAGACUCCGUCAAGGGCUUGAGACCCACCGAUUCUUUUGCUGCCAUUGUCGAGCGACCCGCCCCUGCAAGGGGCAGCUUCCGAGGUCUUGCUGCGGACCUUGCAAGGCGGAUAUUCCAGAAGGAGGAGGGGCCGGCGGCAGGCGAUGGAGGCCCUGCUCUGCGCAGAGCCAGCAGCCUGUCCUGCGGGGUGCCCCAGCAAGGCGUCCUCAGGAGUUGGUCGCUGCCACGACCAGGCGCGGAACACGGCGUCGACUUGGAACAGGGGGUAAAGCCUUCGGAACGACUGCCCAAGCAGACAGCAAAGCCAACCCCGGAGGCAAUACAAGACGACAUACAGCAGACCGGCAGCGUUGGCCAGCAGGCAGCAGAGGCAGCGGCUCCGCCUGGGCCCAUGGCGUCGGCGCCUGCCAGUGAAGCUCCUGCAGGGGAUCCCCCGGCGGAGGUGGUGCCUGGCAUGCCCCGCGGCCGCAGCCAGCUGCUGCAGUUGGGGUGCCACUGCCAGGGGGACCUGGCGCUUUGCCACUACGCGUGCUUUCUGCGCUGGGUCGUCUCGCGCGGGCCGUCUGCCGCCCACUGCGACAACCAGUGCGAAAUCUGUGGCCAGCCCGCAACCAGCGUGAGCCAGGCCGACAUCAACACCAUCAAUUCAGCACUACGUCAUCGGCGGCGGUUGACGGCCGGGCAGCGAGAAGGACGAAGCGCCCCCGUGGAGUUGCUUGUCCCUGAACUAGCAGGCGGCGACCCCAGUGUGGCGGAGAGCGAGGCAGAUGCGCGCGCCCUGAUUGGCGCUGCUGCCUGGUUUGACCCCCUGAACCGCGGGGGUGGGGACGCUCGCAGCUUUGGGCGUACGCUGCAGGUGGACCGCGCUCAUCCGGCGCCCGCGGAAGUAUCGAUGUUGACGCACAGCACGCGGUGGGCGGUGGAGAUUCUCGGGGUGGCGCUGGCCACCGCACUGCUCACGCUCACGCUGAGCCGCCUCUUUGUGGAUGUGCUCCCACAGAACCAAGUACGAUUCGGACUUCACUACAUCCUGUCCGCCAUCAUUGCAUUCGUGGCCGUGAUCUGGUUCCGUGUUGUGGCCAUCCCCCGGUUGCGCUCUGGCCCUGCCCGUAGUGGGGCGAUUGUAAUGUGCAUAUGGCUUAUGGUCCUUGGCGUCUGGUUUAGUGGAACCAAGCCCCCAGAUAGGACCUCAGGCUCUGGCCGUGGUCCGUGAGGUCUUCUUCUCUUUGCCAUUUAGGCAUAAAAAGGUCCGAGAAGUACUGUACACGUUGCGAGUAAGGAGAAACUCAUAAAGGUGUUAUAGGUCAAGGAGCUUGUCUGUCGCUCAAGCUAACCCGUCCUACUCGGGCAAGUUGACCAAGCGCGGACAGAGUCUGAGAAACGAAUCCGACGUGGAUCCGCCAUUGAAGACAACAUAAAAAGGCAACAAGUCCACAGGAUCCAAAUUGGAGCAGCUUAUGAGUAGCUCCUUGUUUAUAUUUAUACCACCGCAUACACAGUUGACGGACAACUUCCCGAAGGUAGAGCAAGCAAAUACAUACAGAUGAGGCUGGCCGUCAGAUCAGCAGACUUUUUAGAUUCAAUCGACGUUUACCUGCUACUGCACAAAUGUACAGGCCAUCAUGGUCUGUCUAUGAGGGACGCACAACAGAUUCCCGGCCUGUCAUGAAGUUGAUUGACCUCAGCCUGCACCGCAC
Klebsormidium nitens is the source of this 2396-nucleotide messenger RNA. NCBI's taxonomy places the organism in Eukaryota, Viridiplantae, Streptophyta, Klebsormidiophyceae, Klebsormidiales, Klebsormidiaceae. The record is from the annotation of a GenBank genome assembly.